GUAGGUGCAAGAUGGCAAGAUAUGUGAAAUGGGGUGCCUUGUGUGUAUUGGAAUUCUUUACAGUGUUAAAGAAAUUAUGUUUUCUAACGUAGCUUUAGGGAAUCUAAAGAUGAACAUUUUGAGAAUAUGAAUAUGUUGUAUAACAAUUUAGCCCUUUUUGGGGUUGCGUUUUAUUCUCUAACUUCUACAGGUACAGAAGGUGCAGGAGAAUGUCGUGAUCUUCACGACAGAGUGAUUACCCAAGGUCUUCACUACGUACCGGGUCCUGAUACCUGUACUCUAUGUGUCUGUGACAAUGGUCAGCCUAAAUGGUGCAAAGCUGUUCUUUGUUCUCCUCCACAAGACUGUAAGUCGUUCCGGGUGGGCAGCUCGUGCUGUGAGUUCAUCUGCUUAGACGACACCAUCCUAAACCGUGACGGUGGCCAUGACCUCAAUGCAGACCUCGGUCUUCGCCUGAUAGCCAGUGCCGUCACCGCCAUCUUGUCUCUUUCCCUCCUUUUCUUUCUCAUUCAUCGACUGAGGCAGCGCAAGAUCAGGGGUCGCCAAAGUCGACAGUUGAGUGAAGACUCCCGCAGUCUGGGAAGUAUCGGCUACAUCGCUGGGAGUCUCGGCUACCUCCCACCAGCACUGGGCUGUCAGGACUUCCACUAUGAGGAGGCAUCUUCUCACUUCCCUCUAUGGAAACCUCCAGGAAACUACUUCCCACGAGGGGAGGCUCCGCCCCCGUAUGAGGAAGCGGUGGCAGCUGCACGCGCAGAGGCAGCAUUGGCCGCUAGAACCACUCCCGGUACCAGUCUGAGUCUGCUGCAGCACCAGCAUCGUACCAUCCCUCUGACACUAGCCACCAGUGGGCCUCUGUCUCCGCCACCCCCAGAGACUAGACUGGCCACUAUACGGCCGGACUUGUUCUUCCAGGAGGUGGUGCGGGACCCAGCAGCUCCGCCUGUUGUGUCCUCCUCCCCAGCUACUGUCACUCCUACGUUUACCAUCGCUGAUACAGUAGCCAGUGGCAGGAGUGUGCUUUUAGAGACACAGUGUGUGAGACCGUCCGUACACACUACCUUGCCUACUGUCAUGGAGGAUGAUGAUUACCGCAGCGAGUGCGAGAACUGCAACAUGAGUGAGCAGUUUGACGGAGAGAUGGAGACGAUGACGUUACAUCGGAGACCUCACGAGGAGGCGGAGGAACCGUUCCCUCCUUACCGAACAUCUCUGACUCUCCCGACCAACUGUCGUCGGCAAAGAUCAACAACAAUGGGUGCUCCUGCUCAGGCAGGUGCUCGGGAGAACUGGUUCAGUAGCAUGCCUUCGUCCACUUCAUCCUCUGAAGACGAAGAGUAACUGACUCUGAUGUAAUUGGUGCAUAAACCGUCUUAAAGUUCAUCACACAAACUGAUAGAUUAGAACCGGUCGACGUGAUGAACAGUCUUGUCAUACCAACAUCAAGGUGGGUUAGUGUUUGAGAACUUGGUGCUUCAGUCAAUAGUUGUUACCUUUUUAAUAAUUGAAAACAGUUUUACUUUGAAUAUUUAUUAGUUUUGUUGUUUGUAUGUAAAAUUCUGUUGCACACUAUCAUGUGAUUGUAGCCCUAUGGACUUGUUUGUGCCAAAGUUUGAGUUGGUUCAAACCCACGGUUGUUUUAUAAAUUUGUGUUCAAACAUUUCUAUUUUCUGUAACAUCUGUCAGCCACUGUUAACAUUUUCAAUGCUUAGUGUAGAUUUGCUUGAACUCAAGUUUAACGGGUACGUACCAUGAAUUUCCAUGAAAGUUUGCUAAAAACAGAAUAUCAGUUCUAAAAUAACUUGGUAGUGGUGGGUUAUUCAUUAUAAAGUACAACUAGCCUACUGUAGUAGUUUUACUACUGUCAUAUUUUAGUUUUGUAAAAUAGUAAUCAGUUGCAAAUUAUCUUUUAACAUUUUUUGUAAUCAAUACACAUUUUGCCUUUGAUAUUCUUUUGACAGUAUAUGCUCUG
Messenger RNA from Macrosteles quadrilineatus (aster leafhopper), 1972 nucleotides. Its product is annotated as integral membrane protein DGCR2/IDD-like. The transcript has 7 exons. NCBI's taxonomy places the organism in Eukaryota, Metazoa, Arthropoda, Insecta, Hemiptera, Cicadellidae. The record is from RefSeq and is a predicted model, not a curated record. Gene Ontology annotation, cellular component: membrane. Bases 127 to 1341 code for a protein of 404 amino acids.